Molecule: messenger RNA, 544 nt
Organism: Thalassophryne amazonica
Lineage: Eukaryota; Metazoa; Chordata; Actinopteri; Batrachoidiformes; Batrachoididae
Gene: hsbp1b
Product: heat shock factor binding protein 1b
Exons: 4
Coding region: 141-374 (77 amino acids)
Biological process (GO): cellular heat acclimation
Cellular component (GO): cytosol; nucleus
Molecular function (GO): transcription corepressor activity
Source: RefSeq, a predicted model, not a curated record
UCUCGCGAGACUCAUUGUCCGGUGGGCGUUGCAAAGCGAGUGACUCGUACCGAUUUCAAAGUUGUUAGUCUGAUAACAGUACUCACAAUACCGCAAGUUUAAAUUUGUGUGUACACCCUGGUAACUUUUUAGACUUCACAAUGGCUGAGACGGAUCCCAAGUCGGUGCAGGACCUGACAAAUGUGGUGCAAACACUUCUGCAACAGAUGCAAGACAAAUUCCAGACUAUGUCUGACCAGAUCAUUGGGAGGAUUGAUGAGAUGAGCACACGCAUUGAUGAUCUGGAGAAGAACAUUGCUGAUCUGAUGACCCAGGCUGGUGUUGAAGAAAUUGAGGCAACACCUGAGAAAGCUAAAGAGGGUCAAGGCUCAUAAUGAAGGUUCUUACGUGAGGUGUGAAGUUGGUCGGCAGCAGAAGUUCCCAUUCAGAAAAUGACUUGUAUUGAUUUGGUGUGUAGUUGUGUGAAAUGCUUUUUUUUUUUUAAAUUUAUAUAUAUCCUGAAUGUUGUGCUAAAUGGUUCCAGUUAAGUAAUGAACAGUUCUUU